AUGCGUUUUAUUUGGCCCGGACGGGCCUUGUUGAAGUUCUCGCCAACACCUUGUUCUACAACGUCGACGUCGACCAGCAAGACCUUCAACAUGGAUGACGCAUGGCAGUCGCAGGACAUCGCCCCCACCAGCAGCGGUAUCAGCAUUCCGACUGACGCGGGGUUGAACAAUGGCACAGCCAUGAACACGGACGACCAGAACUGGGGUUCCAACGGGAACAGCGGGCGCUCGCCCGGCAGGGACCGCGAGCGCGACCGCAACGGCGAUGCCCCCAGGCGGUCGAGUAGGAGUCGGAGUCCUGGGGCUCCUCGCGGCGGCGGCGGCGGCGACGGCGAACGGGGUCAGAACCCUGGCAAUAACCUCCACGUCUCUGGACUCAGUCACAAAGUUGACACGCGUGACUUGGAGGCGGCCUUCGCAAAAAUUGGCCGUGUCAAGAAGGCUUCGGUCAUGUAUGAUCCUCAUACGCGCGAGUCGCGUGGGUUUGGUUUCGUGACAAUGGAAACUGCUGAAGAGGCUGACGCUGCCAUCACUGCACUUAACUCGGCUGAGUUGAUGGGGAAAAUCAUCAAUGUUGAGAAGGCACGACGUGGCCGUGCCAGGACACCCACUCCCGGAAGGUACUAUGGACCUCCGAAGAGACACGACUUCGAGCGCCCGUACGACCCCAGGCCUUACGAUAGCCGCUACUCUCGCGACACCGACGACCGUCGAGGAGGAGGACGUGGCCGCUACGAUGACCACCGUGGUGGUGGUGGUGGUGGCGGUGGUAGGGAUUACGACAGGUACCGCGAUUAUGACCGUGAUCGGGGGGACCGCGACCGCGACCGUGGCUACGGUCGGGACAGGUUUGAUGACAGGAGGCACUAA
Molecule: messenger RNA, 870 nt
Organism: Cyclocybe aegerita
Lineage: Eukaryota; Fungi; Basidiomycota; Agaricomycetes; Agaricales; Hemipholiotaceae
Source: the annotation of a GenBank genome assembly